Messenger RNA from Pecten maximus, 1929 nucleotides. Its product is annotated as sodium-dependent glucose transporter 1B-like. The transcript is spliced from 2 exons. Bases 6 to 1256 code for a protein of 416 amino acids. The record is from RefSeq and is a predicted model, not a curated record. Lineage: Eukaryota; Metazoa; Mollusca; Bivalvia; Pectinida; Pectinidae.
CGGCUAUGGCGAUCAUACCGUGGUGUACAGAAUUUUUCCCUAUGCUGAUUGGACACUGCAUCCAGGGUCUCUUCGGGGGAAGUGUUGACUCGGUGGUCCUAGCUGAAAUGCUGUCUCUUUGGGGGUCCGAGUCCGAGUCUCCCAUGCAGGCCCUUUACUUCAGUUUUGCGUUCGGUGCUAUAUUGUCUCCUCUUGUCGUCACUCCUUUUCUCCACAGCAGAGACGACACAGGAGAUACUAAAGGUACCAAUGCCACUCCAUAUGUUACCUACACAGACGUAUCAGUAAAUCUGUCGGUAACCAACGAAAACGCAUCUACAUAUGGACAUACUGCCACGUUUACAAACAUUACGACAUAUGACCUAUCGAAUACAUCAACACAGCUAAAUGAAGUUAUGACAGUAUCUCCCAAUGUUGAUUGUGCACAGUAUACGAACAUCACAUUCCCAGAUUGUUAUCAGGAGUUGAUGGCCUCUCGAUAUUCAUCGGACCUCUACAUUCCAUACAGUAUUUCGUCGGGACUUUGUCUCCUUGUUUCACUUCCAUUCCUUCUGUUGUCCGUCCUAUCAUUAUUAGACAAAUUUAAAGUUCCCCAUGUUGAUGAUGAAACUCGUGUGACAAAACCUUUGUCCAAUAAGCUAAAAACAGUGACGUUAUUGGUGACGGGAAUUAUAUCUGGAAUCGACACGGCUAUGGAGGACGCAUACGGCGACUUUCUUACCGCAUUCUGUGUCUCACAAAUGGGUUGGACGAAACAAAAUGGCGCCAUAGCAACUUCCCUUUUUCAUGGGUCGUUUGCGUUUGGUCGAUUUAUAGGAAUUUUCCUUGCAAUAUGCUUCAAACCUUUGCAAUUAGUAUUAUCAUACAGUGUUCUCCUAAUAGCAGUCAAUGGUGUGUUCAUUGUAAGCGGACUGUACGGGUUCGGGGAGGGGAUAUGGGUGUGCAGUGUACUAGCGGGGAUUGGAAUGUCGGUCAUCUCGCCUUCUAUAUUUACACUGACAGAGGAGUCGUUUUUCCCGGUGACGGGGAGGAUAGCAUCAUAUUACGUCAUCACCGCGUGUCUAGGCUCGGCUAUAAACUCGUUACUUAUCGGAUACCUGAUGGACAGCUGGUCAGACAUGUCUAUGUUGUAUGUCCUAUGUGCUGAGGGAUUCACGAUCUUCUUCAUGGCAUUGUUAUGUUACGUUCUAGUUCGUAUAUUCUAUAAAGAAAAAGUUAAGGAAACAGCUAUUCAAGAGGAGGACGACGGUUUGUGACCUCUAGCAGGCGAACAAUUUACAUUAUAUUUGAAAUUUUAUAUAUGAUUACAUUUUCUAAAUCAAUGGUAACAAAACGGGUUCGAUUGUAUAAAUAUCGUCAAAAAAUUGCCAUUUAUCUCUCGAAUUACCCUAGUAAUGCAUUGUGAAGUCACUUAGCGCAAACGUGGGGAUAGUGUUGCAUAUCAGUACAAACGUCCAUGAUACCUUAUACAUUGUAUAUCACAUUCUAAACGGAAUUGCCUGCGAAACAUUUUUAGGGGAUCUGGUUGAUGGCGGGCUCACGAAGGUCGAUAAAAUAAACAUGAUUAUGCUACAGAUUCAAAACUAGGGAGUUUCUCCAUCAUCUAACAAUGUAUACCAACUGACGAGUCCUUUUUAUCAUCAUUAGGAUAACGAUGUUUGCUCGACCUUUAAGAUUGCCUUCCACUUUUGUCUAACCAACAGGCAUCGCCGAUAGUGUUGGCAAAGACUAGUGAAGUCGUGUACGCGUUUUAAAAUGUUGUAGUCUCAUCUUGUAACAUUGUUUGAUCAUUCUUGCCCUGUAGGUAGGGCGUAAGAAUUGUACAUAUUGUCUACAAUGCAUGAUCGUAAGAGACGAGAAAUCUGGGAUUUUAUCGUUUCUUUCUCUUUCUGUUUUUAGAAAUUAAAUUCUUCCUAAUGUCUCCCUUGA